AUGCGUCUUUCCAGCCUCUCGAUUUUCAUCCAGGCUCUGCUGUUGACUGCGGUCGCAGCUCAGAGUGCUGGUGUCUCCAAGGAUAUCACACCUCCUCAGACCACUUCGUCCUCCACUUCCGAAGCGCCUGAAACCACAUCGACGACUUCAUCCUCCACAACCCCUGAAGAGACUACUCCGGAACCAACUACCACAUCCAAGUCUCCUACCACCUCGGAAUCUUCCACCUCUGCCGAGCCUACCACCACUGAGCCUACCACCGAGCCUACCACCUCAGCAGAGCCCUCCUCCACUCCGGAGCCUACCGUCCCUUCGACCACUUCGACCACUGAACCCACCUCUGCGACAAGUCCCGAUAGCGAGAGUACCACCUCGUCCCAGAGUACUACUACCACCCAGACCCCGGUCAUCAAGACCGUCACCUCAUACGCGACCAGCGAUGGAUCCACCGUCGCCAACGUGAUGACCACCACCUCCACCCCCGUUGGCGGAACCGGCUCCCCUUCUCUUAACGGUGACAAGAGCUCUGGCUCUAGCGGUGUAUCUACUUCGGACAAGAAGAUCAUCAUCGGUGUCGUGGUGGGUGUCGGCGGUGCCAUCAUCAUCGGUGCUCUGGGCUUGGUUUUCUGGAGAAUCCAGAAGAAGCGCAACGGACAAUACGGCGAUGAGGACGAUCUGAUGGGCGGCACUGCUGUCGGCUCCGGUCCCCGUGAGAAGGCCCCCAGCCCAUCUGGCAACACUCCCUUCAAGAACACACUAGACCAGUAUCACAACCCUGGUCCUGUCAACGCGGCAUCUAACUUCUAA
Molecule: messenger RNA, 807 nt
Organism: Penicillium verrucosum
Lineage: Eukaryota; Fungi; Ascomycota; Eurotiomycetes; Eurotiales; Aspergillaceae
Gene: midA
Product: putative cell wall protein
Exons: 1
Coding region: 1-807 (268 amino acids)
Source: RefSeq, a predicted model, not a curated record